AUGAAGAAUUUCUUGGUUUCUUUAUACUUCUUGUUUCCUACAAUCUUUACAAUUAUUCUUGUGCUACUAACACCAAUUCCAAGUGCACAAUUAGCACCAAGUGAAAUAAGAAUUCUUCUUCAACUUCAAACACUUCUUGAAUAUCCACAAGUUCUUCAAAAAUGGAACAAUCUCACCAACUUCUGCAACAUGCCUCCAUCAUCAUCAUCAUCAUUCAACAUUAUCUGCUCAAAGAAUCAUAUAACAGAAUUAACCAUCAUUGGUAACAAAAGAAGGCCAGUUUCUUGGAAUACAAGUAACACUCUUUCACAAAGAUUUUCUGUUGAUUCUUUUUUCACUAUUUUAACAAAGCUUUCAAAUGUGAAGGUUUUGUCAUUGGUGUCACUUGGUUUGUGGGGUACAUUGCCUUCAAAAAUCACUAGGUUUAAGUCACUUGAAGUUUUCAACGUUUCAUCAAAUUUUUUGUAUGGAAAAAUCCCAUUAUCAAUUUCUUCAAUGACAAGUCUCAAGAGUCUUGUUUUGGCUGAUAAUUUUUUCAAUGGAAGUGUUCCUAAUCUCAACAGAUUAGUCUCUCUUGAAGAGAUUAAUCUUGUUAACAAUAGAUUAGGACCUGAAUUUCCUUCAUUUUUGUUCUCUCUUCCUUUGCUAAAUCACCUGAACUUGGCUUCAAAUCAAUUCAACGGUUCAAUUUCUUUGAAUAUAUCUUGUGAUUCUGCUCUAAUAUUUGUUGAUAUCUCAAACAAUUUUCUAGAAGGAAUUUUUUCAUCCUGCAUUGAUUCGAAUCCGUUGAAUCGAACGAUAGUUUAUUCCGGUAAUUGCUUAUUAAGCAGAAAUCUCAGUGAUCAACAUCCAUCUUCAUAUUGCAACAAAUCGCCGGCCUUUUCUACUAAGCCGAAAAGAUUUGAGAGACGGAAUGAAUCAAAGAUGCAUCUAGGAUCAGUACUUGGGAUUGUUGGAGGUUUUGUUGGAAUUGUAGGGCUUAUGAUUCUAAUUUUUCUGUUCAUUUUGAAAAAGUCCAAAACAGAAAAAGCAGUAAAAUCUGUUGAUAAUAGAGUUUCUGUCACUUCAUUUUCAAGACCAAAUAUUUAUACAAGGAGUAAUGUUCCUAAGCUAAUGAGGCUAGCUUCAAUUGGAUUAAGACCAUACAACAUUUUCACAAUAGAAGAAAUUGAAGAUGCAACCAACAAUUUUGAUCCAUCAAAUCUAAUAGGUGAAGGAUCACAAGGACAGCUAUAUAAAGGUAGGCUCAAAGAUGGUUCAAUGGUGAUGGUUAAUAUUGUAAAACUAAAGCAGAAGAGUUUGAGCAAAAUCAGUGAUGAGAACUUGAAGGUGUUACCAAAUUUAAGGCAUAGGCAUUUGGUGAGUGUGUUAGGACACUGUGCCAUUACUUAUCAGGACCAUCCCAACAUUACAAGCACAAUAUUCAUUGUAUUUGAGCAUAUCUCAACUAUGUCAUCAUUGAGGAUCCAUCUUACAGAUAUGCUGAAGUGGAAACAAAGAAUGACAAUUAUGAUAGGCAUUGGAAGAGGAAUUCAAUACUUACAUAGAGGAGUUAAUCAUGGCAUAUUUGGAAACAACUUAAAGAUUGAGAACAUUCUAUUAGACAAUAAUCUCAAUCCAAAAGUUAGUGGAUAUAGCAUUCCAUUUCCAUCCAAGGUUAGAAGAACAAAUUACUAUACGGUUCUGAGAAAAAACUUAAAGAACAAAAUCAUCAAUAAUGCAGAAAAGGAAGACAUAUAUCAAUUUGGUGUGAUUCUACUUGAAGUUAUCACUGGGAAACUAAUUACAUCUUCUAUUGAAGUAGAAAUUUUGAAAUAUGAGCUUGAGAGAGGUUUAUCUGAAGUUGCAUCACCAAUCACAUUGAGUAGCGCAAUCGAUCCUUCUCUUCAUGGAACUUACACACAUGAAUCGUUAAAGACUACAAUUCAGAUCGCCAUCAAUUGUCUCAAUAAGGUUCCCGGUAAUCGUCCUUCGAUGGAAGAUAUUCUCUGGAAUCUGCAGUACUCCAUGCAAGUUCAAGAGGCAAGGUCUAGCAAAACAUCAUCAUGAAAAUGUUGUAACU
Messenger RNA from Trifolium pratense (red clover), 2062 nucleotides. Its product is annotated as probable LRR receptor-like serine/threonine-protein kinase At1g14390. Gene Ontology annotation, molecular function: ATP binding; protein kinase activity. The record is from RefSeq and is a predicted model, not a curated record. Lineage: Eukaryota; Viridiplantae; Streptophyta; Magnoliopsida; Fabales; Fabaceae. The coding region runs from base 1 to 2049 and encodes 682 amino acids. Gene Ontology annotation, biological process: protein phosphorylation. The transcript is spliced from 7 exons.